Messenger RNA from Pelmatolapia mariae (spotted tilapia), 3738 nucleotides. RefSeq names its product cytosolic arginine sensor for mTORC1 subunit 2 (gene castor2). Lineage: Eukaryota; Metazoa; Chordata; Actinopteri; Cichliformes; Cichlidae. The transcript is spliced from 10 exons. The coding region runs from base 74 to 1060 and encodes 328 amino acids. The record is from RefSeq and is a predicted model, not a curated record. Gene Ontology annotation, biological process: negative regulation of TORC1 signaling.
GCCAGAUCGGAAGUGCCAACGUUUCCGUUGGAGGUUUGACAGCAGUCCUUCCUCAAAUGAGAAGACGUAAAAGAUGGAGCUUCAUAUUUUAGAGCACAGCUUGAAAGUGGCGAGUAUAGAGAAAGAGGGGAUCCAGAUUUGCACUCACGGAUUAAUAAAACUCGCCUUCCUGGCCUCCAAAACAAGAUGCAAGUUUUUCAGUUUGACAGAGACUCCAGAGGACUAUACCAUCAUCGUCGACGAGGAAGGCUUUAAAGAGCUGCCCCAGUCGGAGCACAUCAGCGUUGCCGACGCCACGUGGGUGGCCCUUAACGUGGUGUCGGGAGGUAGCAACACAUCCACUUCACAACCCAUAGGAGUCACCAAAAUCGCUAAAUCAGUCAUCGCACCACUGGCCGACCACAACAUUUCUGUUUUCAUGCUGUCGACGUAUCAGACGGACUUCAUCCUGGUUCGAGAGCGAGACCUCCCGAUGGUCAUGCACACUCUGUCUUCCGAAUUCACUUUGUUUCGAGUGGUCAACGGGGAGACUGUUGCUGCUCACAAUCUGGGGGUGACCAAUGGCUUUGUGAAACCAAAACUAGUGCCCCGUCCCAUCAUUCACCCAUUAUCCAGUCCCAGCAACAUGUUCUGUGUGACCAGCCUGGACCCAGACACACUGCCCUCUGUGGCCACUCUGCUCAUGGACGUCAUGUUUUACUCUGGAGGGCAAAAAGAGUCUGGAGCAUCCAGUGAAGACUCAAACCACAUCCGCUUCUUCUCCUUCUCCCUGAUCGAGGGCUACAUUUCUCUGGUCAUGGAUGAACAGACAACACAAAGGUUUCCAAACAAUGUACUUUUUACCAGCGCCUCUGGUGAGCUUUGGAAAAUGGUUCGAAUUGGAGGGCAACCUUUAGGAUUUGAUGAGUGCGGCAUCGUGGCUCAAAUAUCAGAACCGCUGGCGACGGCUGACAUUCCAGCUUACUACAUUAGCACCUUCAAGUUUGACCACGCCCUGGUUCCUGAAGAAAACAUCCAAAGUGUGAUUGGCGCACUGCGGACUGAGAGUGCUGCACAGUGAAGGAAGCUGGAGAAAGCGAUGACGACUACCAUCUCCAAAGUCAUUUUGUUUAAAAGUUUAUCAUGUCCAAAAAGUGCCAAGAGCUUGCUAGCAGACUACUGUGGGUCAACUCAGAAAGGAAGGAUGGAGGGAGAGAGGAGGGUGACAGUGUGUUAGGGAAGCCUUUGUUACUCGACCAUUUUCUUUACCCCCCAAAUACUCUUUGCUUUCCUUCGUGCCCGAGUCCCCUCCACCUCCACCUCCACCUGCGUGCUCUGGUAGUUUUCGCAUUAGUUUACCAAACUGUCUCUUUUCUUCUCUAAAGCUGCUUCUUCCCACUCCCUGACCCUCUUGAGCACCCUACUGUAUUAGUUACAUAAUUCCUCUCAUGGAAAGAUGACGAAUGUACUCUCAAAGCAAAAUAAUUAUUAUAUAUAGUUAUCAAAUUCUCCUUUUUUUGUUUGCUUUGUUUUUCCACAGGUCAUUUUUCUCAGUGCCAAGAUGUUUGAAUGCCUAAACCGAUGCCUUUGUCUAAAAUACUGCACAUGUGCAAUUGAAGGAGACAGCCAGCGUUGGCGCUUGUUUUUGCUUUUUAGUCGUCGUUGAACGUUUUAAUCAUCGAUCUGACUAUUGGAGUCCCCCAGACUUAAAAUCAGUCUGGCGAAAUAUGAAGUGAAUCAUUUUUUUGUGCAUUUAAUAAGUUACAUCCAUGCACACUGUGAGCAAUAUGAUCGACGGGCCAAUCAGGAUCUGUAGAUUUGAUUAUUUUCAGCGAUUUGGCUGAUAGGCGUCAUUUUUGUGAGAGGUUGUUGAUUUCUUAUUUGAUUUUAGAUAGGAUAUAGAAAACAAAGUUCCCAGUUGACGUAUUCUUAAUAACUUCUCCCACAGCGUCACAAUCAGUUCAAAACGUCUCUUAUUUUGAGACAUUCCCAUCAGCCUCUUCUGCACACUACUUGUUACCUGAAAUGGUCAACAUGGUCCUCAUUAGACCUCUGAAACACUAGCAUGUGAGCAUUACAACCACUCCCACACUAACCACUAUGUGCCAAAUUUAGGUUCAGUUUGCCACAAAAUUAAAUUUAAGUCUGUACCGUCUAAAUUGUUAGACAUGUUAUUGUUCAUAUUGUGUCAAUUAAUCUAAUUUAAAACAUAAAAAUUGCACACUGAAAUCAAUGUGGGUUUUUCUUAUUUUAUGGAGUGAGGGCCGAAAAGUGUUGAUUAAAAACUCCAUCCAGCCAUUUUCUUCCACUUAUCCUCCUCAUCUUUCAAACUGAGUGAGUAUUAAUCAGUGGACGUGAAGAAACUGAUUUUAAUUGGUUUAGUUUGUAUUAAAAAAAAUAAGAAUACAAAUUUAAAAAUGCAAAAAAAAAGCCAUUAAAAAGUGUAAAGCUGGGCAUACACUGUGUGAUUUUUGGCCCAUUUUAAGAUGAUUUUUCACUCGUGCGGCGGUCUUGGGGAUUGGCCUGAGUUCAGCCUUAAUCGUGUGUCGUGCAUCGUAUGGUAUACCUGAGAAGCGAUUAACACCUCACUUCAUGUUACCAAGCUAAAAUUUGGACACACAUUGUGAGCACUCAGGUCACAUCAGAGCAUCCUGACCUAUGAAUUUCUAAUCCCUGCGAUUCAGUUGCACAGUUUGAUUGCGAGCUGAAUAACGCGACUGAAAGAAAUCGCACAGUGUAUGCCCAGCUUUAGUAAAAUAAUCAGUGCAGAUCUAUACCAGGCACAUAAAAUUUCAAAUUACCUUUACAAUCUUCCUCGUACCCAGAAAUAUAUCUGAAACUCCAACUGAUAUUGAUUUUAUUGAUAGAUUAAAAAAAAAUGAUAAUCUUUUGAGGUGGAUUCGUGAUCCCACCACAUCACCAUGCAUUAACUUUACAAUCCAGGUCUGUGUUCAAAAGUAUGAAAGUAGAGGCUGCGGGCGGGAAAGGAGGGAGCAGCUAGCUCCACCCUGUCAAAACUUCAAAUAAGCGCCUACCAACAACACUGAACACGGUAAAAAUAACAGAAGUUCAUCCACGAGUAUAUGUCUCAUUUAAAGAAACAGUUCACUACUAAAUAGUUGCUUUUGAUGGCAAUCGUACUAACAGCAUGACCCGUUUUCCAACCUUGUACUGCCAAAAACUCUCAUGUUUGAGAGCAAUUACGCCGACACUUUCCAGUGACCGUGUUGCUCACAGUGUGCAUUGGAGAGAAACGCUGAAAAGAUUUGCAUCGACACUAGUAAUAAAUUACUGAGCCACUUCCAUGAGCUAGAAUAAUGUCAGUGCAAGUGUGCUAACAUAAGCUACGGUUCACACAGGGGAAGGAAGGUUACACUCCGAGCCCUGGUGUCCAUUUUGGUCUUGAAGCUGCCCCUCUCCUACUCCAGUCUGCACUUUAAUGCAGGUCCCACCCCCACAGACCUGCUGUACUGAUGUGAACACAGAGAGGGCUCUUUUCUUUAGUUAGAUCUUGUCCACAUGGAACGAUUUCUGUUGGUAUUAACCAUUGGUGAUGAUGUUUUUCUUCCUUUUUGUUUUCUUCUCUUCACACCACCUUCCACCUAUCUGCAGCCUCUCCUCUGAUCACAUUUGAUUAGUAGAUAAUCUGUAUUUAUCAGUGUUAAAAUAUGAGGAAGGUGUUAUUUCUUCUGAUUGCAUUUCAAAGAAAAAGCCUUUCAUUUUGAAGCUUCUUUUGUGGGGGGGGAAUAAAUGAAAAAA